AUGAAGCUGAACCUGGUGCAGAUCUUUUUCAUGCUGCUGCUGCUGCUGCUGGGCCUGGGUCUGGGUCUGGGUCUGGGUCUUCACAUGGCUGCAGCAGUCCUGGAGGAGAGUGAUCAGCCACUGAAUGAAUUUUGGUCCAGUGACUCACAAGACAAAGCUGAGGCCACUGUACAGGGACAGGGCAGCCGAACCACAGAAGCCCUGGUGCUUAGCAACAGAGGAGUGGUGCAACCUGGCUGGCCAGAAGAGACUGUCCCCAGUGAAGAUGAGGUUGGAGGAAGCAAGAUGCUAAGAGCUGAGGCUCUCUUUCCGAGCAGCAAAGACUACCUUAGGAUUGAAAUGACGGGCAGGGAAUGCAAUACCAUGAUGGCACACAAGAUGAAGAAGCACAAUGUCAGUUGCACACCCCACUACACAUUCAUCCAUGAGGAUCUGGAAACGGUCCAAGCUGUUUGUAACAGUCCCGUUGUUGCCUGUGAGCUCAAGGGGGGCAAAUGCCACAAAAGCCCCCGUCCUUUUGAUUUGACAUUCUGCAAGUUGUCCAAACCAGGCCAAGUCACUCCCAACUGCAAUUACCUAACCUUUAUUGUGGAAAAGUUCAUUGCUAUAACCUGCAAUGACAUGAAGUUCCAGUUAACACCUGGACAAUGA
Molecule: messenger RNA, 651 nt
Organism: Cynocephalus volans (Philippine flying lemur)
Lineage: Eukaryota; Metazoa; Chordata; Mammalia; Dermoptera; Cynocephalidae
Gene: RNASE10
Product: ribonuclease A family member 10 (inactive)
Exons: 1
Coding region: 1-651 (216 amino acids)
Biological process (GO): defense response to Gram-positive bacterium
Molecular function (GO): nucleic acid binding
Source: RefSeq, a predicted model, not a curated record